CGAUGAUUCAGUUAGCAUCAAGUCAGACAAUGAUCUUGCGAGUUCAUUGAUGGAACUUGAUAUGUCCUCGGAUUUGGACGUUAAGGACCCAAAAGGCAAGGGCAAGGCAAAAGCGGCACCUACUAGGUCACCAAUGAGAAGCUGGAACGCAAAGCGCAGUCACACUCUGCUUUCCCCGUCACCAUCAGAAGCCACUAGGAAAGCAGUCCAGAAGAAACUCAAAAAGGAACCUGCAAGUGACACUGCCGUUCCCUUAUUUUCAAUGAACUCUGAAUCUGCGAGCCCUGAACUCAAACUUCAUCCGUCGACCCAGCCCAGCGCUCAAUCCAAUAGCUAUAAAACGGUAUCGUUUCGUACUAUGACUAGUCGAGUGCCAGCUACCCUCAAAGUAGAGAACAAGAUAUCCACUCCACCAGACUUUGUGUCGGUCAGUGAAGCGGAUGUCCUGUGGCGCAACAAGAUACAGGACGAUGACCCUUUCGCGGAAUACAUCAAUCCAUGGGACUCCCAUUACUCUAUGCUCAAUCUUGCCAACCUCCGAGUAAUUUGAGAGUCGGCAUAGGCUAUCUCGCAGUGACCAGGUCUGUUUUUUAAAUGACAGGCGCAUUAAUUUCGUAGUUUUUGUUCUUUGUGCAUCAUAGUACAUACUAGUAUCCUCGUCAUUUCAUUCCGUAUCGCUACGUUCAACUUGCACCCUCGUAAUGCCUCACCUACUAAUGAUAUCUUGCAGUCAGAUACAUGAUUCACUCGUUACUACUUUGCGGACACUCAUUGGAUGCAGAUGUGUUGUCACUUAGGCUCACCAAGCGCUGGUUCACCAAAGUCGAAAUCAUCAAGGCUGAGCUUGAGGAAAAGCAGUUCAAGGUCAAACUUACUGUCAUAGACACCCC
Messenger RNA from Suillus paluster, 890 nucleotides. RefSeq lists its product as uncharacterized. The record is from RefSeq and is a predicted model, not a curated record. Bases 50 to 550 code for a protein of 166 amino acids. The transcript has 4 exons. Lineage: Eukaryota; Fungi; Basidiomycota; Agaricomycetes; Boletales; Suillaceae.